GAAAGUCAUCAAAUCCCCUGGAGGAUAGCAGCCCAGAUUGGGCACCUAGCCAGCAUCUAGGUUAUGGUGGUGAUGACAGAGGUGCACUAAAGAGGACUGAACUAUAUGAACACACAAAGCGGCGCAGGAGACAAGUGAUCACCACCACUGCAAGUGAGCCGUCCUCUCUGCUGUGGCUGAUACAUCCGUGCCACAUUCUACAAUGGAUCUUGCAGCUGAGUGUGGACCAACCCUACCUAGUGGCUCACUGGACGAGGGGCUCUACGAAGAUGCAACUGUCCAGACAGAGCUGACCAUGGCAGACUUGCAAACAAUCCAGGCGGAAAAUGAAAGGCUGACCUGCAGCCUCCCCAGUGUAGUGCAGCAAAAAGAGCAUUUAAAAACUGUGUCACAAACACUGGACACCGACAACCAGAGGUUGGCUGAGGAACUGCGCCUGCUUGCCGCAGAGAAAGAAGAGUUAGAAAUAACAGAGGCAUCACUUCGGCAAGAUAAUGCCAAAGUUCUUUUUUAUACAGGGAUAGCUAACUUUGCCCUCCUUUGUGCGAUUUUUCAGCUGGUUGAAGUUGCUGUCAAGCACACGCCUCAGAAUGGCCUGGCAAAAUUCCGGGAAUUUGUUGUUUUUCUGAUGAAGCUAAAAUGGAACUUCCCUCUCCAGGAUCUUGCUUACAGGUUUGGAAUCUCGCACUCCUCUGUAAGGAGGAUCCUAGAAAGGUGGCUGCAAGCUUCAUUUUGGCGACUUCAGUCACAAAUAGUAUUGGCAGCGAGAAGCGAACUGCAGAGGAUAAUGCCACAGGCAUUUGUCGACUCAUUUGGGACAAAGGUGGCGGUUAUAAUAAACUGCUUUCAGAUUAAGCUUGAACGGCCGUCAUCUUUGCUCCAAAGGAGCGAGACGUGGUCGCAGUAG
This is a messenger RNA of Dermacentor silvarum, 907 nucleotides long. RefSeq lists its product as uncharacterized. Lineage: Eukaryota; Metazoa; Arthropoda; Arachnida; Ixodida; Ixodidae. The coding region runs from base 203 to 907 and encodes 234 amino acids. The record is from RefSeq and is a predicted model, not a curated record. The transcript has 2 exons.